This is a messenger RNA of Python bivittatus (Burmese python), 3794 nucleotides long. RefSeq names its product zinc finger protein 692 (gene ZNF692). NCBI's taxonomy places the organism in Eukaryota, Metazoa, Chordata, Lepidosauria, Squamata, Pythonidae. The record is from RefSeq and is a predicted model, not a curated record.
GUUCUGCGCGCGCUCCAGAUUCCCCUUGGAAGGCGAGAGGAGAGGACCCGAAUGACCGACGUUUGAUACGAACAAGCGCAGAGUGGAUACUCAUUUCUCCUCGCUGCCCAUUGGUCCCCUCCUUCUAGGCAGCGGUGCCAUCUACAGUCCUCUGAUGCUGGAGAAUGGAGGUUAGCUGGGAUAUCUACAACCCCUGAAGCAGAAGGCAGAGCCGUCCACGCUGGCCAGAGCCACCGGAUCUUUCGACAAUGGCUGGAGACAAAUCUCACUUCGUUGGCAUGUAAUGUACUUAUGAUCCAGUUGCUGUUCUGUGCAGAUUUCUAAUCUGCCAGUCUGUCCGGUUCAGUGCGAUGAUGGAGCAUGGGCGCCAGGGUCGCCAGCGGGCCUCCGAGAUUAUCCGCAAGCAGAAACGCAAAGAGUUGGAUGCCCGACGCAGCAAGUGCCGUAUCCGCAUUGGAAGCCACCUGGAGCAGUGGUGUCAGCUCAAAGAGCAGCUGGGUUUUUCCCUGCAUUCCCAGCUGGCCAAGUAUCUGCUUGACAGGUACAGUUCACAUGCCUCAGUAUUGAAAACAGGAUCAGACAGCUCCAGUGCUGGCCCUCUUCCUUCCGAGGCAUUGCAGCGUCUGGUUGUCCUUUCUCACAAUCACAGCCAGGAAUGUGGCUUCAUCCCUAAUGUGAAGCCCGCGUUGCUGGAGCAGGAGAGAGUCUCCAACCAGCUGGUGUGGGAGUGUCUGGCUGGCCAUACCUUCACCUGGAGUCCCCCUGCCCCAAAGAUCGGCCUGCCAUCCUUCUGCCAAGCAGCCUCUGGGGCCAGGCAAGAGCAGGAGGAGGAAGCAGUCAGUUCCAGACCCAGCCCUCCACCCUCCCCAGUCACCAGACGCCGGCGCUCCCUUCGCAGGGCAGCAGCGGCCCACGCCAUUUCAUUAGCACUUGCUGCCAGCUCGCCCUGUCCUGUGGACGAGGCAGAGCCCUCUUCCCAAGAGGACGAGGAGGGCGGUGAGGACAGAGAGAAGACCGCAUGCAUGUCUCCUGCUAGUGGCGCAGGUUUGGAGAAGGAGGCAGAAUUGCUGAGCGGCGCAAACUCGGAUGAGACAGCAGCUGCACCAGAUGAGAUUCCAGGUAGCACUGAACCUCCAGGGCCCGAAAGGACUUUAACUCCACCAGAGGAGACACCUGAAUCAGUGUCUGACCCACCAGAGGAGGAGGAAGGAGAAGAUUUCACAGAAGAUAAUAUGAUGUACAUGGAUGACCUGCAAGAUGAAAAUUAUCAGCCUUCCUUGGAUAGCUGUAAGAAGCAGGCACAGCCAGGAGAUGAAGACAUGUCCCAAAUUGGUCCUAAGAGAAUCAGGAAGGCAGCCAAGCGAGAGAUUCUCCUCUGCGACUACGAUGGUUGUGGGAAAAUUUUCUCCAAUCGCCAAUACUUGAAUCACCAUAAGAAAUACCAGCAUGUUCACCAAAAGACCUUUACCUGCUCUGAUCCCAGCUGUGGCAAGUCCUUCAACUUCAAGAAACAUCUCAAGGAGCACGAGAAACUGCACAGUGAUAAAAGGGAUUACAUAUGUGAGUUUUGUGCCCGCUCCUUCCGAACGAGCAGUAAUUUGAUAAUCCACAGGCGGAUCCACACUGGGGAAAAACCCCUACAGUGUGAGAUCUGCGGUUUCACCUGCCGCCAAAAAGCGUCCUUGAACUGGCACAUGAAAAAGCACGAUGCUGACUCCUUCUACCAGUUCUCCUGUGACCUCUGUGGCAAGAAGUUUGAGAAGAAGGACAAUGUCACUGCGCACAAGAGUAAGAGCCAUCCUGAGGGAGCCCCUGGGCCUCCCCCACCAGCACAGGAGCCUCCCCCUCUGAGCUCCCCACUUGCAACAGAGCAGAUGGCCAACCCAGUUCAGAGUCAGCCAUGUGACAUGGGGAAAAGGGUGGAGCCCCCAGCCCUUGCCAUUACCGUCAUCAUUGAGUAACGGACUGAGCAGAACGAGAACAACAGCAGCAGAGAGAAUUCCUGGCAUUUCCUGCAGGCCAGCUGCAUUACGUCAGCAAGGUUGCCAUAUCAGCAAAGACAGAUGGGCCCUACCUCUAAAGCAAGGUCCCACCACUCACAUUCUUUCAGCUCAGCUCCUCUGGGCUCACUUCUGGAAUAAAAGGACAAUCUUGGGUUCUGCCUUGCCUGGCUCCAGAACGUCUAGAGGCGGGGCACGUCCUGACAGCCAGUUUGAUGUGUUUUCCUUCUGUCUAUGGGGGGACAAAAGUACUCUGGCGUAAUUUGCUCUGCCUACAUAGCCGGUCUCUCCUAUUUCGCGAAUGAGGCCGGUGAGUGGUGUUGGGUGACCAUUACAAGGCAGCUUACUUCAUACUCUCAGGAUUAUAUAAACAUUGAAAAACAAAACAUUUUGUGAUAAGGACUUCAAGCUUAUCCCCUGAUCCAGAUUCUCCUUUUUCAGGAGGCACAAAAGACACGUAUACCUGGCUUAGGAAAGCUCAUAUGUCUAAUAUAUUUCUCUUGACUCAUUCCUAGGAUGUUGAGAGAAAUAAAUGUAUUGAAAGGCUGUUAUUGCAGGGCUCUGAGCAUUCCCUUGUAACGGUGCCAUCUCUGCCACACGUACAUCUCCUGCCAUUAAAGGAAUUCCUCCGCUACUGCUCUGUAUGAGGUCCUGCUCUGAGUGCGCCUCAUGUGGACUCUGAGCGAAUGAUUCCUCUCAGCCUCAUUUUUUAAAAAAGUCUCAGCUUUCAUAAGUUUGGGAAACAUGCUCCAGUGUAUCUAGUAUAUAAGUACAUUAUCUUUGCUUUCAUUUCACAAGUUUUUGGAGAGUUAUUCCCAGUUUUAUGCCAAGCCUAUACAUGCCAAACCCAUAUAUGCUGGAGUCCUAGAAAUGUACAGGCAUACCUCGGAGAUAUGGCGGGUUUGGUUCCAGACCGCUGCAAUAAAGCAAAUACCACAAUAGAGCAAAUCACACAAAUUUUUUGGUUUCCCAGUACAUAUAAAAGUUAUGUUUAUGCUAUCCUGUGGUCUAUUAAGUGUCCAAUAGCAUUAUGUCUAAAAAAAAUGUACAUACCUUAAUUUAAAAACUCUUUAUCGCUAAAAAAUGCUAAUCAUCAUCUGAUUGACUUGCUCAAUGCAGGGUUACCACAAACCUUCAAUUUGUAAAAAAAAAAAAAAACCUGCCAUAUCUGCAAAGCGCAAUAAAACGAGGUAUGCCUGUCUAGAUCUAAGACCAAGGAGGUUUUUACCAGACAGCAGUAGUGAGACUUCACACCAAGAGUUCUCAGCCCAUACACCUGUGUUCAUGUUUCUGGAAACAAAUAAAUGUUGAUCAAAGGGUUAAAACCAAGUUGUGAUGUCAAAAAAACAAAUUUACUGAAUCUAUUUUAUUUUGACAAGCACUUUGCCGUUUCGCCGAAUUUAUUUUACUUCUACUAAUUCAUGGAAGAGAAGGGGGAGGAGCUAUGCAAAAUAAGAGCUCCUACCUUUUGUAGCAGCUUCCCUUGAGAUGGAGAUGUCAGACAUUGCGUAGGCACUAUGCCUUGUAAUCCUAGUGAAGAUUAAAAAGUUGCGUUAUCUUUGAUAAGGAAGCUGAGGUUCUUAGGAAAUUCAGUUUGCUACAAAUACUAAAAUUCUGAAUUCCUAAAUUUUGCAGUGCCAAAAGGUGAUUGUUGCUGCUGCUUUUAAUUUAUUUUGGAGAUGGGUGUGAAAUCUUUAAAUCUCUAAAUUAGGUGGAAAGUUGGAAACAAAUAAAAGGAUCUUCCCCUAUAAGAAUCAAAACAGAGGGAGAUAUUUGCAAAUAAACUAACGUUUG